CCGCCCUCCGUUGCCCCGAGCAACGGCAGCGACGCCGGCGCCUGGGAGCUCCGGGACUGCGCGGCGCCGAGCCCGGCCGCAGGCAGACAGAAGUGUGACUGUUAAGUUGCCAGGAUUCCUUUAAUUUAAACCUGAUAUUGCAGCCCAGAAAAAAACAGACUGAAAUCUGAAAAAUGUCAGAAAGUCCAGUCUCUGGCAAGUCCUCAAGUGCUAAAGGCUCAGCAAAAAAACUUAAAGGAGAAACCAAAACUAAAAGCUCAGCCAGAGGAAAGCGAAAACAGCUAGCUAAAAAAGAUGAGGAAGUUGACAUUUCUAUGGCAAGCAUUGGUCACCCAGAAAUCUUUCCAUUGGUAUUCACUGAAAAGACGCAAGAAAUUUUUAAUUGCCGAGUUAACGAAGACAUCACAGAAGAAAACCCUUUCAAACUUCUGAAAAAAGAGGACGUAAUUCAAGACAUGAAGACAAGGGCUGCAAUCUCUGAUUUCCACCCAGUCAAAAAAGUAGUCUUAGAAUAUCCAGGAGAAGAACUUCUGAUAGUCUUAGAUGCAGAGUUCAAAUAUGGACAGAACUUUUAUCUGGUUGCAACUGAAGAGGCCAAAGAAAACCUUUUAAAUCCCCCAGAACCAGUGGAAGGAGGAGAAACUAAAGAAGGGACACCUGAGGAAUUUGUUUACAAGCCUCCUGUCCAUAAACCUUGGGUCUCUCUUGGCAGUGAAAAGGAAGUUGAAGAAGAAUCGGUUAAAGAAACUGUCACAAAGAUUAAAUAUGAGAUUUCUCGAUUGCGCAGGGAGUUUGGUGCAGCAGUAACAUUUACCGAUAGAAAUGCUUCCAAUGUGAAAGAUGGCUACAUUGAAUGUACAUCCUAUCAGGAUAAAAAUUUCAGCAUUAAACAGCUUGAAAGAGAUGUUGGGGCACAGGUUGUUCCACAAGUAAGGGAAACAAGUACUCAGACAAAAUGGAUGUACCCAAGAAAUGCAACAACCCAAUAUUUUCCUAGAGAGUUCUCAAAUGAAGAAAAAGAGCAGUGUUUAUCAUCUGAUGAUCUGAAAGAAUUUAUUACUUCAGUGUCCUUACGAGUGGAAAUAGCAUUGCAGCAAAAUGAAAUAAUGAAUGCUUUUUUUGAUGACUGGAAAGCACUAGCAGAAGAUGAAAGCAGUUUUGGUGGCAAGUCAGAUGCUUACCUUAAAGAAUACCAAUCAUUUACAGACCUGCACUCUCUGAAGAACAGAACCGUUACCUGUAUUUGCUGGCACCCAACCAUUUAUGGGAUUAUAGCAGUGUCUGUGACAGAAAGACUUACUUAUGAAGAUCGAGUUAACCUAUCUGGUAAACUGCUACUUGGGAAGUCAUUGAUUCUUUUCUGGAGUUUCUCUGACCCUAUUCACCCUCAGUUACUGCUGGAGUGCCCUGAAGAUAUCUUCUGCUUUCAGUUCUGUCCAAGUGAUCCCAAUAUCAUUGCUGGAGGCUGUAUAAAUGGACAGGUUGCACUGUGGGACAUUUCUGAAUAUGAAGAGAAGCUUCAAAAUGCUAAAACUGGAGCUGGUGGAAGCAAGAAUACUGCUGUUAAUAUGCCAUCAUUUAUACAAGCACAACAAAGUGGUAAGGAGCCACAUUUUGUGAGAUUCUGCGCAGUCUCUUCCAUAGAAUAUGGCCAUAAAGCAGUAGUAACAGAUAUACAUUGGCUGCCAGAUUAUUUUGAGGUCAACAAAAUGGGCCUUACUUUUGAAAACAGAGCUGGAGUUUGUGUGCAGCUUGUAACCUGCUCUGCGGACUGCUUGAUAUUGUUUUGGGAUACUCGAGCUCCCAAACUGAGUGUGCAGGCUUCAUCUGAGAAAACAAAAGAAGAGAAAGCAAUAGAGGCACCCCCUGAUGUCCCUACUACUUUUACACAUUUAGACCUCAGCUGGAGACCUCUCAUGAAGAUAAAUCUAUCCAAGAGUGAUACAAGUGGAGACUACAGUCCUACCAGAAUUAGCUUCACUGAAGAGCAUUACCAUUACAAAAUACAAGAUAGGGCACAAUCCCAGCUCCAACCAGAACUAUUUAUAGAUGGAAGUCCUUAUAAGCAGUUAAGGGUCCCUUCAGCCAAACCUCUUAAGCUGCUGGAGAACGUCCCCACAAACUUUUUUGUUGGAACUGAAGAUGGUGAACUCAUUUAUUCUGACUGGAAGAUGGAAAGAGAAAGUGACACGGGAAGACUGAUUAGUCAGAAACCAGCUAAUAAAUAUACCAUCCAUGAUGGAAUUGUCAAUACUGUACAGAGAUCUCCGUUUUUUAAAGACAUCAUUCUCAGUAUUGGAGGCUGGAAUUUUGCCAUAUGGAAAGAAGGUGUUACAGGUGGACCAAUACUUCAAUCAUGCUGCUCCCCAAAAAGAUAUACAGUAGGACACUGGUCCUUGUCAAGAGCAGGAGUAUUUUUCAUUGGUAGAGAAGAUGGGAAUAUUGAUAUUUGGGACCUACUGGAGAAAACUCAUGAACCAUCACAGACCCAGAACAUCUCUAUAUCCAUGAUCACCUGCAUUAAACCCUGGAUUGUCUCUUCAAAGCAGCACUUUUUAGCCAUAUCUGAUGACUUGGGAACACUACAUAUUUUAGAAAUCUCUUGGACAUUAAGUCAUCCUUCAAGCAAUGAGCGUGCCAGUGUCCUUCAUUACUUUGAGAGAGAAGUCAAACAUCUGGAUUACUUUGAACAGCGACAAGAAUUCCGAGCCAGAGAAAGAAAAGAAAUAGAGUUAGAAAAACAGAGAAAUAAAACAAGAGUGGUUCAUCCACAGAAAUCCAAAGAACAAAUGGAAGAACAGAUGAAUAUGGAUUAUUUGGAGUUUCUAGAGUUAGAAAAAAAGGUACUGAUAGACCUUGGAUUGCUAAGGGAGCCAGAAGGACAUGCCUCUUGAUUGGACUAGCAUAGCCAACUUGCAUUGUUGUUUUCAAGACAUCUUAUGUUCUUGUGAAACUUGUACAUAUGUAAUUAGAAAUAUAUUUAGUUUGACAAUUGUGGAGAUAAAUUGCCUAACACCUUGGCAGUACUAGCCCACUAGUUUUAUUAAGUCAUUUACUCAAAGUUGUAGAUAAGAGAAAAUAUGCUUCGUGUAUAUAUUCCCUGCAUUGUCAUCCAUGAGUACUGUUAAACAAACAUGAGCAGUCUACUGUUUUAAUUUGCUUUUAAAUUGUCUAUUUAUUUAUUCUCAUCACAUAUCCAUCAGAUAUGUACCUGCUUAACAAUAUUAUAUGAAAAGCCUACUCGGUAAGCCAAGCCAAAACUGUAUCAGUCAUACCAUAGAACUGAAUACAGGAUAUUCAUUUUCUUAUUAGACCACCCAAGUCUUGCUCCAAACAUCUCCUGUUCCAGCAGUGGCCAACGUGUGGCACAAGCAUCACAGCCAGCCUCUGUAUGUGGCAUUUGAUAGCUCAGAGAAGGGACAGGCAGCACCGCAGCAGAUUGGGCAGGAAGCAGAAGGUGGACCAGGAAAUCAGGCAGAGAGCACAAGGCAGGAAGCAAAAAGCAGAGCAGGAGAUUGGGCAGAGGAAGGGGAUUGGACUAGCACUCAGGGAAGGUGCAGAGCUAAUUUGUGGUGCACAUGUCGAAAAGCUUGGCCCCCACUGUUCUAUUUCAUCUUUUCCUAUGUCCAGAGCCCUCAUCCCGCUACAAAGCCAGAGAUCAGAGGUAGUUUUUGCUAUGUACUCUGCAGGUAACCAAAUAUGAGCACACAACACGUUCAUGCAGAAAGGUUCAGAGCUAAAGCAUCCUCAGCCAAGAUUAUCAGCUAUAUCAUCAGCCCUCUCCAAUUUACACCAAGUGGUAUCAAUUAGCAUCUCAGAUGACCUGAAAAGUAAUGACAACACAC
Molecule: messenger RNA, 3845 nt
Organism: Alligator mississippiensis (American alligator)
Lineage: Eukaryota; Metazoa; Chordata; Crocodylia; Alligatoridae
Gene: DNAI3
Product: dynein axonemal intermediate chain 3
Exons: 24
Coding region: 174-2894 (906 amino acids)
Biological process (GO): inner dynein arm assembly; cilium movement involved in cell motility
Cellular component (GO): inner dynein arm
Molecular function (GO): dynein heavy chain binding; dynein light chain binding
Source: RefSeq, a predicted model, not a curated record